UCAGCCUUCAUCCUUCUACCUUACACGGUAUACAUCUCCUGUUAUCAUUGCCAUACUACUCCAAGAGAGACGAAAAUGGCCCAAAACGAUGUUCCACAGUGGCCGGAUCUCCCAUGGAAAUUAAAUAUCUCCAUAUCGGCUUUCUCUUUCACCUUCGAUGUCACCCGUCGCUCUAAUGGCACUGCCAACCGCUUUUUGAUGAGUUUCUUCGACCUCAGAACCUCUCCGUCUAAGAAACCCAGCAAUGGUGUCAAAACCACCGACAUCACCAUUGACAAAUCUCGAAACCUCUGGUUCCGCCUCUACACCCCCGUCAACACCGGUGAUGGGGCUGCUGCUGUAGGUAAUUUGCCGGUUAUUUUCUUCUUUCACGGGGGUGGUUUUGUCUUCAUGGCCCCCAGUUCUAAACCUUAUGAUGAAUUCUGCUACGGCCUUGCUAGGGAACUCUCCGCCAUUGUCAUUUCCGUCAACUAUCGUCUAGCUCCAGAGCAUCGUUAUCCUUCUCAAUACGAAGAUGGUUUCGAUGCUCUAAAAUUCGUCGACACCGCAAUAAUUGAAGGCUUUUCAGGCAAUCUCAGACAGUGUUUUCUUGCUGGAGAUAGCGCAGGAGGCAACUUGGUUCAUCAUCUAGCAGUAAAAGCAAGCGAACAUGAUUUUUCCAAUCUAAAACUCAUCGGAAAUAUAUUGAUACAACCAUUUUUUGGAGGAGAAGAACGAACUGAAUCCGAGUUGAGGUUAACUCGAGCUCCAUUUGUAACCAUGGAGCGUUCAGACUGGAUGUGGAAAGCAUUCUUGCCGGAAGGUUCAAACCGGGACCAUCCAGCGGCAAAUGUUUUUGGGCCUAACUCGGUUGAUAUAUCGGGAGUUAAGUUACCGGCAACAAUCAUAUUUGUUGGAGGAUUUGAUCCAUUGCAGGACUGGCAAAAAAGGUACUGUGACGGAUUGAAGAAAUAUGGAAAAGAAGCGAGUUUGGUCGAGUUUGCCAAGACGUUCCACUCAUUUUAUGCUUUUCCUGAGCUGCCUGAGUUUUCUAUGUUAAUGAAGGAGAUGAAGGAUUUCAUGCGAAAGCAAGUAGAAUCAUCUGAAGGAGAUGGAAGGUCGGCUAGUGACAUGAGCGACCGAUGAUGCAAGCAGCAAGUGACGCGAGUGAUCAUAAACGCAAGUAGUGAGCAACAAGUGAUGCGAACAGAUGGAGAUGAGAGCAGUGGGGGAGAUGCGAUUAACGAGCGAUGCGAGUGACUAAAAAUACUAGCAUUGAACAACACCAGUUGUUGGAGAUGCAAUCAGCAAACAGUGCGAGUAGCCAAAGAUACAAGGAGUGAGUGACGUAAAUAGGAGGAGUAUUGAGUGGCACUAGCGACUCGAGCAAAGAGCAGUUGGAGUAGUGAAUGAUGAGCAGUGAUCGCUAGUAAGCCGCAUCACAAAAACUUCUAUUGAAUUUUUAAUUUUUAAUUUUUAAUAAUUUAAAUUUUAUAUAUUUUAUUUUUUAUUAUAUUUUUUAAAUUUGAAUAUUGAAUUUAUUGAA
Molecule: messenger RNA, 1525 nt
Organism: Manihot esculenta (cassava)
Lineage: Eukaryota; Viridiplantae; Streptophyta; Magnoliopsida; Malpighiales; Euphorbiaceae
Product: probable carboxylesterase 18
Exons: 2
Coding region: 76-1125 (349 amino acids)
Biological process (GO): pollen tube growth
Molecular function (GO): carboxylic ester hydrolase activity
Source: RefSeq, a predicted model, not a curated record